GGAGGUGGGGUUUUUCUCAAUACGGGUGAAAAAACUAAAACUAACGCUGACCGGAGAGUGAAGAGCGCCCGAUGCCAGAAUGAAGUCCCUACCGGAGGAUUUAUCCACACUUGUCUCAGAUUUGGAGGUGUUUCUGAUUGACAUUCUGAAAGGGGAAAAUCUGAGCAAGAAGGCAAAGGAAAAAAGAGAUGCUUUUAUUAAGAGGAUAAAAGAUGUCAAAGCCAGUUACCCUCAGGAUUUCAAGGAAAAACGAGAAGAAGAGGGGGAUGAAGUUGAGGAUGCAGACAGUAACAAUGAUGGCAGUUCUCUGCACUCUGAGCGCACCGAUCGGGAUGAGGAGUCAGCAUAUGAUGGAGUUCAGCAGGCCCCUCCAGUAGCAGCUCAAGAUCUCCAAGCUGUGUUCAAAAGUGGUUAUCUGGAAAAACGAAGAAAAGAUCACAGCUUCUUUGGCACAGAAUGGCAAAAAAGAUGGUGUGCUUUAAGCAUCCACACGUUCUAUUAUUAUGGCAAUGAAAAAGAUAAACAGCAGAAGGGAGAGUUUAAUAUCACCGGUUAUGCUGUUAAAAUGAACAAUAAUUUGCGCAAAGAUUCCAAGAAAGACUGCUGCUUUGAAAUAUCUGCUCCUGACAAACGUGUUUACCAGUUCUGUGCUUCCUCACAAAGAGAAGCAGAAGAAUGGGUGGAGCAGAUUAGCUUUGUAAUAAAAGACAUGGAAGGCAUCAUUCCUUUGGAGGAGGAGCAGGAUACCUAUGAUGACUGCUUACCUUUAACUGCAGCAUCCAUGCCUGAACCCAUUGAUGAUGAUAUCUAUGAGGAGCUUCCUGAGGAUGAGGUGCCUCAAAAUAAAAAACCAGCACCGGAGCCAGUCAGCAAACCCCCAGUAGCAGUUCCAGUGACAGCAGUAAAUAAGAGCACAGACUACCAGAACUACUUUCAGGGUUUGUGGGACUGCAAUGGAGACCAACCUGAUGAAUUAACUUUCAAGAGAGGAGAUGCCAUCUACAUCCUCAGUAAGGAGUAUGAUACUUUUGGUUGGUGGGUUGGGGAGAUGAAAGGUAUCAUUGGCAUAGUGCCUAAAAGCUACCUGACAGAGCUUUACAUUCUGUAAUGGCCUUCAAGAGCAUUGGAAAUGUAUUUAAUCAUGCCUCCAGGAGUUAAUGGAUUUUGUAUUAAUUCCAAGACAUCUUUUUCUCGCCAGGCAGCUGGAUUGUCUUUAUUUCUGUCAGUGCAAAGUUUACUGCUACCAGACAUAUAUGUUUAAAAUAUGAUACAAUUGUUUGCUUAAAGUUGUUGCUCUAUAAGUUAAUUCAAUGUACUGUAUAAUAAGGAGAAAAAGACAAAGAAAAAAAAGAUUAUCUUGGAUUGAUGAAUCAUGUUUGUGUUAUUUUUGUUACAAAUUUGGUUUAUUUCAUUUAAAAUGUUUCAUUUUUAUGCAAAAAUGAGCUAUAAAAAUAAAGCUUAUAAAAUAUUA
Molecule: messenger RNA, 1471 nt
Organism: Clarias gariepinus (North African catfish)
Lineage: Eukaryota; Metazoa; Chordata; Actinopteri; Siluriformes; Clariidae
Gene: skap2
Product: src kinase associated phosphoprotein 2
Exons: 13
Coding region: 80-1108 (342 amino acids)
Cellular component (GO): plasma membrane; cytoplasm
Molecular function (GO): protein binding
Source: RefSeq, a predicted model, not a curated record